AGAGAGAGAGAGAGAGAGAGAUGGGAUCAGAAGAACGUUAUGAUAUUGUGAUUGUGGGUGGUGGGAUUGUUGGACUCGCCACUGCUCUUGCUCUUCACAGGAAGGGAGUGCAAUCCCUUGUGUUGGAAAAAUCUGACAGCCUAAGAUCUGCCGGGUCGGGGAUUGGUGUCUUCAUCAAUGGCUGGCGUGCUCUUGACCAACUUGGCGUCAGCACGCAGCUUCAAAUGAAAUCAAUACCUAUCUCAGAGGUGCACGACGGAUUAAUUAACCGGUCCAGGAUACGAGUAACACCGUGCAGGAAUGAAGCUCUCCGAUGCUUGAAAAGGAGUGAUCUUGUCGAAGCCAUUGCUAAUGGCUUGCCAGCCAAAGCCAAAUCAGUUCGUUUUGGAUGCCAAGUUGUAGCUGUUGGGAGAGAUCCGCUGACAUCUUUUCCCGUUGUACAUCUUGACGAUGGAACAAACAUCAAAGCUAAGGUCCUCAUUGGUUGUGAUGGAUCAAAUUCAGUGGUCGCGAAAUCACUAGGUCUCGAGGCCCCAAGGCUCUUCCAAAUGAAUGCAGUACGAGGUUUAACAAAUUAUCCAAAUGGCCACAUAUACGGCAACACUGGUUUUCGGCUUAUUGGAGAUCAACUUAUAUUUGGGAGAAUUCCUAUUGAUGACAAGUUGGUUUUUUGGUUCGUUGCUUGGAGAGACCACUCUACAGAUUCAGAAGUUGAAAAGAUUCCUGAAAACAUCCGGGACCUCAGUCUAGAGCUUCUAAAGGAGUUCCCUACAAAAGUGAUUGAAAUGGUGAAAGAUUGCGAUCUUGAUUCACUAAGCUUUACACACAUCAGACACCGAGCUCCCUGGAACUUUCUUUUGCAAAACCUUUAUAGAGGCACAAUGACAGUUGCCGGUGACGCAAUGCACGUGAUGGGUCCAUUUCUUGCUCAAGGUGGUUCUUCUGGCCUUGAGGAUGCGAUCGUGCUAGGGAGAUGCUUGUCUCGUGAGCUACAAUUAGGUUCGAAGAACGAAAUUGAUGACGAUGAGUUCAAGAAGAGAUCUGAAGUCGCACUUAAAAGCUACGUGAAGGAAAGAAGGCUUAGGGUAUUGAGGUUGUCGAUUCAGUCGUAUAUUGUAGGCUCGAUCGUAGCUACCUCCUCUUGGGGUAAGAGAUUUUUGUGUAUUGUCAUCUUGGUUACUUUUUUUGGUGGCAUGUCUCUCAGCCACACCCGCUACAAUUGUGGCCCUCUCUAAGAGGAAACAAAAAUGUUGUGUUCUUUGGCUUUGUGUUGUUCUUUCCUACGUACAUGAUGUGUUGAAACUUAAA
Asparagus officinalis (garden asparagus) is the source of this 1308-nucleotide messenger RNA. Its product is annotated as 3-hydroxybenzoate 6-hydroxylase 1-like. The transcript is spliced from 6 exons. The record is from RefSeq and is a predicted model, not a curated record. Lineage: Eukaryota; Viridiplantae; Streptophyta; Magnoliopsida; Asparagales; Asparagaceae. The coding region runs from base 21 to 1235 and encodes 404 amino acids. Gene Ontology annotation, molecular function: FAD binding.